AUGGCCGACCCGACGAGAUCACAGGAGCCAUUGGCUCCGGUGGAGUCUCGUCAACAAGAACAGCAAGAAGCACAGCAACAAAACACACCUGUGCACUCACCCACCAGCCCAUCCUCGAGCUUCCCCCACCGCCAGUCACAACAGUCCCAUUCUCCUUCCUACCAACAUCUUCAGGACCCGCGACAACCACAACACCCGCGACCACACCAGUUUGCUCAUAGCAACAUGCAACAGCCCUACUACCGACCUCCUGGACCCGGUGGCGGCCCUCACAGCCACGGAGCCUUCGACAUGCACGGCAUGGCGCAGAGCCUCCCACAAGCAGACUACCGGCAACAGCAGCAGUACGGCGCCGCCGGAAACCGCGCCGGGCCUCGCAGCUAUGCAAUGGGCCCCGGGGCUUCACUUAGCGCUCACUACAACACGCACCCAGGUGGCCCGGCCCCAGCGCAACAAGGCUUUUACCUUCCGCAUCAACCACCGAUGAUGGGGCAACACUACUACGGCACUGGCCCAGUUCCGGCAACGGCGCCUCGACACGCUGGUGGCACUGGGGGCUAUGGUUAUUACGCAGGCCAAGCACCGUCGUCGACAGGUUACUAUUACCGACACCCAGGCCAAUACGUCCACCAACCUCAGCACCAACACCACCAGCCAGUCGCUCACCCGCAAGGGGGGAUGCCCGGCGGUGGCAUGCCCGGCGGCAGCGCGCCUGGAAUCUAUACGCCAGCGCCCAAUGCACCUAGGCGCCCGUCGCAACCCGUCGUUGUCACCAGCAACCCUUUGGCAGAUGGUCUAAAAAGCUCACCAAAUAUUGACAAAGCACCCCGUCCAGUAUAUGGCCAGUCCCAACCGACCAGCGUCGUACGAGGACCUCCUCGCAAGCCGAAGCAAAGCGGCCAUGCGAUCUGGAUAGGCAAUCUACCACCGCAGACGAACCUCAUGAGCCUCGUACACCAUGUAUGCCAGCAGACAGACGGCCUCGAGUCGCUGUUCUUGAUUUCCAAGAGCAAUUGCGCGUUUGCCAACUACCCUGAUGAGGAGCGGUGUUUGGCGGCACAACAGAAGCUCAACGAUACGUCGUACAUGUCGGUGCGACUUGUGAGCCGGCUGCGCAAAACCCCAGUGGAAGGCGCGCAAAGCAGUAUGUCCCCAACAAAGCCGACGGCAUUGUCGACCGCGACAUCGACUGGAAGUUCGCCUCCACAAGGCGACGAGAAAACAGCUGAUGAGGGAGAAGAAGCAAGCCGUGCGAAGACAUUGACUGCCGACGAACGUCGCUCUGACGAUGCACCAGCAGCGCCGAAAAAGCCACCUACGCAAACGAGUGUUAUAGUAGACGGUUCUGGAAAAUCCGGUGCACCACGGAGACCAGCAGGCUAUGAAACGGACCGUGCUGCUGCUGCCGCCAUCCCGACAAUCCCGGCAACCACUAUAGUCUCGCCUGCGACUAAGAGCGACCGGUACUUUAUCCUAAAGAGCUUGACCGUGGAGGAUCUGGAGCUGAGCGUUCGAACGGGCAUUUGGGCAACACAAUCGCACAACGAGGAGACGCUGAACGAUGCCUUUAAGUCCUGCCAGAAUGUCUACCUCGUGUUUUCAGCCAACAAGUCAGGCGAAUACUUUGGCUACGCACGCAUGACGUCCGAGAUCAACCAAGACCCCGCCGCCGCUAUUGCAUUUGCACCCACCUCCCAAUCGUUUAGCGAAGUCGACCUUCCCAAGGCGAUCCCGACCGACGCAACCGAGACGACUCCACGCGGCCGCAUUAUAGACGACUCGGCACGUGGCACCAUAUUCUGGGAGGCACAACGGGACGAUGCCGACGAGGAGUCGGAAGAAAAUAAGAAAGAGGAGGGCAGCUACGGAGCAGACGGUGCAGAAUUUGCCGAUGGCGUCGAUGGUGUCGACGGCGUGGACACUGUGGACGGCGUGGACGGUACAGACAAAACAGGCGGCGCGGACGGAGUCGACGGAGACGUUCGCGCUGGUACAACAGAUGCAAUAGAUGGAACCGACGGCGUCGAUGGUGCGGAUGGUGAUGAUCCCAAGGUCUGGGGCAAGCCGUUCCAGCUCGAAUGGCUGUCGACGACGCGCCUGCCCUUCUACCGCACUCGGGGCAUGCGCAACCCACUCAACGCCAACCGAGAGAUCAAGAUUGCACGAGACGGUACAGAGGUCGACCCAGCCGUUGGACGGAAGCUGACGAGCUUCUUCCACCAGAGCACCUUGAGCGCCUCCAACACAUAG
Molecule: messenger RNA, 2250 nt
Organism: Sporothrix schenckii 1099-18
Lineage: Eukaryota; Fungi; Ascomycota; Sordariomycetes; Ophiostomatales; Ophiostomataceae
Product: mRNA-binding phosphate metabolism regulator
Exons: 4
Coding region: 1-2250 (749 amino acids)
Biological process (GO): regulation of alternative mRNA splicing, via spliceosome; mRNA splicing, via spliceosome
Cellular component (GO): nucleoplasm
Molecular function (GO): mRNA binding; N6-methyladenosine-containing RNA reader activity
Source: RefSeq, a predicted model, not a curated record